AUGAUCGGCGAUUGCGACCGCUCGCGUCCGGGCCUAGUGCAGGUCAUGAUGCGGAGCGAGGGGGACUGGGAUGCCGUCUCCUCCUUUUGCGAAGUAGUCAUGCUAGCUAAGGAGGAGGCGGGACGCGUGAGGCAGCGAAGCGCUGCCUCCUCGCAACCCAGCCAUCGCGAAGGACACACCGGGCAAGAAGAAGAAAUUGAAGAGCCUCAGGAUACGUUUGCAGAGUUAUGGGGAGUAGAAACGAAAGAGGAGGAGCCUGUGUUUAAACCUAAAGAAGUGGAUCUGAGUAUACCAGAAGAAUUGCGUAAAACCAGAGAAUAUCUGGCUUUGAUACUUGCACAUGAGAGAACCAGACAAGUUAUAAAAAUGAUGAAAAAGAAUCGACUUAGAAGAGAGACGUGGGUGAAGGAGCUGACCGGAACUUUACAGCCUCCAGCCAGAUACGAGAUCAGAGAAAAAAGUUCACAACUCAUUUGUAAAGUAUUCAGAGCAUACUUCAAGUUGAAGCGACAGCGGAUUGAAGAUUGCAAGAGAGACCAACUAUUGGGACUUAAUAUUUGCGAUUCGCCGAAUUUAGACACACAAAGAGUUGAUGCAGAUAAAAUGCUUCUUAAUCGUUCAAAACUACGAACAAUUUAUGAGAAAGAGUGGAUACAACAUCGUGACAAGAUAAAAGAAGAUGUCCUUAAAUAUAGACAAGCAAAAAUCUGUGAUGAACUAAGGGACCAAAUCAGGGAGUGGUUCAUUCAAUGGUUUGAUGCAGUACGUUUUUUCUACGACAUACCAAAAGAAGGACCUGUGGCAAUCUUCAAUGGUAAUGUUCCUAGUCCUGAAGACUGGUACGAGGAGAAUGAAGCUCAAAUGCUCAAAAAUGCUGCUAACAAAAAGAAAAGUCCUCAAGAUCUAAAAUUCGAGAAACUAGAAGCAAUAAGGCAAGAAAAGUUGCUAAAACAAGAAGAAUUAAUGAAAAAGAAGUCUGAAGCACUGUUAUUAAAGAAGAUGAUGAAAAAUCCUACGAUGCAUCCAGGAUAUAAGUUCCCCGUUUCAAAAACUGUGCAAAAUCUUAAGGACGUUAUAGACUACUAUCACCAGUCAUGGGACAUAUACGAUGUAUGGGAAACUAAUGAUGUCAAAGAGAAGUAUGUUCAUGAAGUUGAUGUGAUUAAUGCUGUAAUGGAAGUGUCACUCGAAGUUCUGCCACAAGUUGAUGAAGAUAUGAGGAAAGAACUUAAACAACUGAAGACGGCUUUGAGUGAAGAUUAUAAAACUCUCGAAAAAGCAAUACCGAAGGACGUGACAAAGCCAAUGAAAAGGGAAAAGCAGAAGAAAAAGACUCGCGUUGAAUUGAAUAGUAAAAUUAAUAAAAUGAUUGAGGAUCUGGCUCUACAAGAUUUGAUCGUGGAGUAUCCUAGAGUAAAAUUAGAAGAUUUUAUUGGAGACCCUAAUUUUGGUGGAGAAGAUUUGAGGCGAAAACUUGUACCAACAUUUCCAUUCAAUUUUGAAAUCCGAGCGUACUGGUGGGAGAAGUGUCGAGAAGUAAGCCACGGUUUCCACAGGAUUCUGCUGGUGGGACCUAGAAGCAGUGGCAAAACUAUACUUGUUAAGGUCUUAGCUUCUAUUAACGAUGCAGUCCUUUUCGACUUAGACCCUAACAAGGUCCAAGGUAAUUUGCAAACGGCACCAUUCCUCAAACGUCUGGCUAAAAUGGUAGUUGCUUGUACCAAAGUCUUACAGCCUUGUGUCAUCCAUUUAAAACACGUACAGAAACUGUUUUAUAUUAAGUCACCACCGGAAGACAUAGACAUGAAUUCGGUGCUUAUAAAAAAGUACUUUGUUCAGUACUUGGUAAAAAAUAUUCGCAAGACUGACAACAUAACAAUAGUAGGUACUUGUACAGAACCAUGGUUAGCCAAAAGCAAGGGUUUAUUGAAGUGGUUUCCCACAGUACUGCUUCUACCAGACAAUACGUACUCUCAAGUCGUGCAGAUAUUAGAGGAUUGGGUGGUCAAGUAUGGAGUAAUACCAGCAAACUUCAACGUUACCAACUUGGCUUAUAUGCUGCGAGGGUAUACCUUCGGGUAUCUGAAACACGCGCUGGAGAGGUUCAUGUCGGGUGACAGAAUUAUCAAAAUAGCCGCUUAUGGACUUACUCCAAUGGAAGUCUAUGAUUAUAUUUUAAACGAUGAAAAUGCUGAAGAAGUCGAAUACGACCAAUACCUAAAAUGGUACCAAGAGAAAACCGCUCCAGGUAUGAAGGAGGUGAAGCACUUACAAGAACAGUUAGAUUUUAAGGCUGCAUUCGAGAAAUACGUUUUGAAGGCUAAAAAGGAGGGUAAAUCACACAAAACACCUGGAAGCGCCAGUACCAGUAACACAGGCACGACUGACUAA
Spodoptera littoralis (African cotton leafworm) is the source of this 2391-nucleotide messenger RNA. The record is from the annotation of a GenBank genome assembly. NCBI's taxonomy places the organism in Eukaryota, Metazoa, Arthropoda, Insecta, Lepidoptera, Noctuidae.